CUCGAGUACCAAUCCCAUGGUCGCAUAGUAUUUUUAAACAUCGUGGACUAGACAAAACACUAAAUGCUUAAAACGUGGAUUAAAGUACUGCAACCCAUACAAGUGCGCGCUGCAAAGACGGAUAUAAACUGCAUUAAAAAUUAAACGAAUCGUGUUUGUGUAUUAGUGUGAUGCGAAAAGUUUCUCAUGCGCCAAAUUGGCAAAAGUCAAAUGAUUAAACCGCCAACAUUGGCGAAUUAUGUGAAAGUUUAAAUUUGCAGGGAUAAAUAAGUUUUCAGCCAUUGCCACUGAAGGAAAAACGAAGCAAAAAAGCUUGGGAUAACGAGCCGAGGCAGGCAGAAGACCAACCCAGAUUUACAAAGUUCGUGCCAUAAAUCUGCAGCUCGCAUGGAAUUAAUAUCCAACUAGGAGGUGGGCGGCGGCGCAGGAGUUGUGCUGCACAUGCAACACACAUUAGUGGGUCACUCGAAGAUGAUGACGCUGCUGACCGCAACCACCACCGCAACAGCAAAAGCAACAACAAUAAUAACAACAACAGCAACAACAACAAGAGCCACUUUAGUCGUCUUGCGGCAAGAGGGGAAAAUUAUAUAAAAUUAUCAUGCAGGGCAGGCAGCUAUAUAGUUGGCCACUCGACAGCGGCAGGCGGGACAAGGCUAAACAUCAGCUGAAGGAGCACAAGCAGCAGCAGUAGCAGUAGCAGCAGCAGUAGCGGUGGAAGGAGAGCAGCAACAUUAGCAGUUGCCGCAUCAGCGACCGGCGACGUAUACGUAAUGUGCGCCAUGACGUAUACGUAAUGUGUGCAGAAGGCACCAGUUUGGCCAAUUUGCCCAGGCAAGCGCUAAACCACUAAGCCAGCGGAAACGCAAAUAAAAAACUCGGUUGGCAAACUGAAACUAGAAACUAGAAACUGAAACUGUUGACUACUGGCAAGAGGGAACAUCUUGGCCAAAUGGCGAAAGUUGUCAAACAAAUGCGAAUGUGUUGAGCAGCAGACCGGCAGACGGUGUGAAAAUGACAAAAUGGCGAAGUUAACGUUGCCCUGUCUACUGCGGCGAUUGCAGCUGGUGGCGCUGCAAUUGCAACUGCAACCGCAACAGCAACAGCAACAUCAGCAGCAGCAGCAACAUCAGCAGCAGCAACAUCAGCAGCAGCAACAACAUCCGCACGGCUGUCAUUUAAUGGCCAUGCAGCUGGGACAAGCCGUGCUCCUCUAUGGCUGCCUCCUGCUGCUCCACGCCUCCGUUUCCGCCUCUGUCGUGGCCUCGUCCUCGGAUCCAGUUGCCAUCGCAUCCCUGGUGAAUCUCUCAUCAGCAGGGGACUUGGAUGGACUGCCGAAUCGCCAGGAGGAACUCGAGAAGCGCCCGCGGAAACGUGAUGCCGCCAAUGUGCCUGAGGACGAUGAGUACGGCAAUUAUCCUGAAGAUGUCGACGACUUGGAGGCCUUGCUUAACAAUAAGUCAGCUAAGGGUAAAUAUAUCGGAGCACCGUGCAACGAGCUGAAGUGUGACGUAAAGCUGCUACACGUGUCCUGCGACAAGGAAUCACAAACCUGCACCUGCGAACGCAAUUAUCCCGUGCAGCUGGGACUGAUAAAGGGAUGCGCCAAACCUAAAAAACUGGGUGAUCAGUGCUUCUAUGACGAGACGUGCAUCUACAACGACGAGAACUCCCUUUGUGUUCAGGUGCGGCACAAUGCGAUGUGCCAGUGUGCCAGCGGAUUCCACUCCGUGAGCUACGUGAAGCCCACGCGCCGCAUCUUCUGCACUCCAGAUCUCAGCGAACUGAGUUCGGAUCUGCCCACUUUGCUGGGAGUCUCCACGGGCAUCGCCGUUCUGGCCGGGCUCAUCUGCAUGGUGCUCCAUCUGUUCAGCAAAACAAAGUAUCCGCGGCAUCGAAACUACGGGGAUGCCAGCAUUCCGCCGCCCAUUCUCUACUCCAGCGAUACAGGGAUACCGCUCACCGUUCACUCGGCGCGUCCGUCGUCGCGUUCCAGCAUCCGGUCGACGGGAUCGAUUGGCUCCUAUGGCAACCGACGCGCCUCGUCCGGCGGACUGGGCGGGGCAGCCGGCGGCGGAGGAGGCGGGGCAGGCGGGGCUGGCGGCGCAGGAGGAGGAGGAGGUGGGUCAGGAGGCGGCGGCGGCGGCGGUGGCGGCUCGAAGGGCAUCCUGGUGUCGACGUCACGAACAGGUUCUCGAAGACCAAGUCUAGCGUCGGUGCACAGCACCAGUUCCUCGGUGCGCAGCUACAGCAUGAUGCGCUUCGAGAAGGAGACGCAACAGAAGGAGAUCCGGCAGGAGAUGAAGCUGCGACUGGCCCGCUUGCAGCAGCAGCAGCACCUCACGCAGAACAAGCCGCAGAUCGUCAUUGGCGAGGCACUCAUGCAGCACGGCGCCCUCAGUCGCGUCACCAUGGCCACGCCCAGUCCGCUAACGCCCAACUCACUGGACGAGCUGCUGCCAUCGGUGGAUGAAAAUCAGGAGUACCCUCCCAGGCUGGAGACGACGUUCAAGCAAUUCAUACAGCCUCAGGCCGGAGGAGCAGGUGGAUCCUCUGGAGCCGCAGUUGGAGCCGCUUUAAGAGCAGCUGCCUCCCAAUCGUCGCCGGGAAGUACGAACGGAUACCACGGCCCCUGCAGCUCUUCGACUGAGGCCCUCUAAAAUAGUAAUAGUUUCGAGUAUAAGUAGGCCCAAGUUGUAAAUUAGGUCGUAAGUAAGCGAAGGUUUAACAUCUAAUUUGCGUAGUAGACAAGGAUUUGCAUUAAGAGCUCGUUGCUAAAUUUAUUAAAUUCAAAUUGAACGUCAAACGUGUUGUAGUCAGCUUAGAUUAUGUGUAACAUAGUAAGUAAAAUCAGCUACGUUUAAGACUAGAACUAAUAAUAUGAUUAUAAGUGAGUUCUCAAGUUAGGCAGCCUUUGUGUGUAUCAUAAUACGUAGGAGCUAAUCGAAACAUUUUAUACGUGUGUGUAUAUUGUCAUACAAUUUUUGUAGAAGUUAUACAAGCGGAUCGAAGUUAUCCAGCUAGUGAGAAAUGUGGCAGGCCAAGUGAAAGAGGUUUGCGAUUGCAUUGUGCUGCUGAAGAAUUGAUAUACCACUCGGCUUUCACUUACUUAGAUCAACAUGAAUUGAUUAGCUUAACUAGUCUAGAGUUUAUCGUUAGUGUGAGAUAGUACUGAUAAAAUAUACGCAAGAUGAAUUUAUACAAAAUCGGUUUACACAACAGCAGUAAUCUCUUGUAUGAUGAUAACUGUAUCGGAAUAUGCCAGAUAAAUCUAGCUAAAUCAAUAAUUACGUUAAGUCAUCGCCACGAAUUAAAUCAAAAGUGUUAAUAGAUCGAAAUGAGGGAGGGAGGAUAUUAUAGAUUCGGUUCUUUGUAGGAAUAGGAGUCUUUAACGCAUUUUCCGAACGCCGGAUGUGCAAAGUCAAUUUUAGUUUACGACUUACGAAUUUUUCUACAGAGGCGUUUCAAGUGAAUACAAUAAUCGAAAAUGUGUAGAACAAUUGUACAUUACUUACUCAAUGGUAAUACAUAUUAUUUAAUAUUUGAUACCAAGGUUGUUGACUGUAGUUGAUGUUCUCUACAUCGUAAAUCGUUUGGUUCCAUGAUUUACUGUAUCCUAUCUAUAGAUCCGUUCUCAAUAGUACGAAAUACAGCAGCUAUAAAGAUCGUUACAUAUACACCUAUACAAGCGUACACACACAGGUGUACGCCUAUUUGUACUACUAACUAUGCUAUACAUACGACGAGUAGACACAUAUCUGGAGUUCAGUGUUGGUUGAUCUUGGGAGUAAAUAGAAAUAAAUGCAAUUUUGUGUUUUCAACUA
Molecule: messenger RNA, 3824 nt
Organism: Drosophila ficusphila
Lineage: Eukaryota; Metazoa; Arthropoda; Insecta; Diptera; Drosophilidae
Exons: 8
Coding region: 1023-2660 (545 amino acids)
Biological process (GO): positive regulation of transcription by RNA polymerase II
Cellular component (GO): nucleus
Molecular function (GO): transcription coactivator activity
Source: RefSeq, a predicted model, not a curated record